AUGAAGAUGUUACAAGAUUUGUGGACCACAUUCACAGCACAACCAAACAUGUCAGUGGGAGAGGUGUUUGUGGAGGGGAGUGGUCAGCAGCCAGAGAGACCUCACAAAGAUCUGCCAGCAAGGACGCACAGACAUGCUGACUCUCAUGGCCAUGCGAUGGAAUCAGCAAAAGUUCCGAAAUUUGGCAGUUUCACUGACUCGCCGAUAUCAGAAGACCAGAAAAGCUCUGCAAAGCCAGUUACAAAACCUAGAGUCCUUGAAAGCCCAAUUGGCAGUGACAGAGAGCUAACUGGAAGACUGGCAAGAGUAACAACCACAAAUGAUGCUGAUGGCUUGACCAGCAGAAUUGAGGUCCUGGUAGCGAGUAUCAAGAGACGUUCCCAUCGGCUCUACAAAGAUACCGAUGGGAACAAAGGUCGUGCCAGAAUCCGCCGCAAGAUCAGGGAGGAGAAGGGCAUCCUGACAUCUGUUGUGGAGAAAUACAACAGAAUGGUUCCAAGCACAGAAAGUCUUUGCAUGGAAACCAUUCUGUCUGGUGAGACAGCUUGGCCAUGGCAGCUACCACACAGUGACUCUUUCGAUCUAAGGACAAAAAGAAGAGCGUUUGACAUCAUCAUGUCAGUAAGAAGACUUGAGGAGGAGCUGAAGAUUCUUGUGGCAGAGAUGGACCACCACUGGAAAUCUCUUUCAACUCGUGCUGAUACCCUCAGAGAGCUGUCCCACAUGUUUGCCAGUGAGACAAUGAGAAAUUCACCAUGUGGCUUAAGUGAAGAGGGUUUGAAAGGUCUGCAGAGCGUCAUCCUGAGAAAGCAACAUAAAGUCAGAGAAAUGAAGGUGCAAGCAAGAGACUGUUACCUGCAAGUUUUGUCUGGAGAAGGCAACAUCAACUUUUUGUACAGUGCUUCAGCUGAUGAGUAUGACAGUGACUGUGAAAUGUCUGAUGACGGACUGUAAUCCACAAGACUGUGACACCUUUCAUCGUUCUGGACAAUGACCUUAACUCUGUAUAUAAAGAAUGUAAUAAAAUCUGCUUUUCAUCACCUUUAUAAAUGGAACCAAAAGUGUUGCCUCUUCUUUCACAUACAUAGAAAUGUGUGCAUGCAUGCCUCUAGAACCAGUAUGUGGUGGAAAUUAAGUGCAUUAAUUGAAGUAUUGUAUGGUACUUAGAGAUUUGAGGUAAGAGUUUCUUCUCAUCCAAACUUUACUUAUACUCCACUGCAAUUCAGAGAGAGAAAAAAUGCACUUGACAGCACAUGGAGAGCUUUUAAAUGACAUUUUGUUGCAAAAGAAACUUCUCAACAGUACAAUUAGUUGAUUGGCAGAAAAUGAAUUGCCAAAUAUUUUUCACGCAAAAACAUUUAAUGGUUCCAGCAUGUAUUUUUUUAAUUUGAGGUUUGAACUGUUCACAGCUUUUAUCAAUGCAUCUUUUUGGGGUUUUGUGUAAUUGUGUCUGUUUUUCUCAUUUUCAUACUUGCUCACAAACAAAACUCUUCAUUUGUUGAGAAAUAAAUAGCAGAUUAAUUUAUGAAAAUAAUCAUUAGUGUACGUUGUGUACAAAAUAAUGAAUAAUAAUCUUGCAUGAGUAAUAAUAAUCUAAGGUUAUAUGAUUCACAGGGGGAAUGAAAUAUUAGAACACAGCUUGUGGCUGUGGAAGUGUAGAGUGUAUUUCAAAUAUAACAACUGAAACCUUUUUAGAGACAGAAGAAGCUAAUUAUGAGGAAGAAAAGCAUUAUGAUAAGGAGGAAUCAUUAUUUCCCAGUUUAAUAUUACAUCUGCUUAUGUGUCAUCUAGUAAAAGUAUUGGAGUCAACUGAUUUGAUUUUGUGGUGCUCAAAACAUUUCACCACUUGUGUAGCUUCAUCAGCUGUGACCUGAUAAACAGCAUGAUGAUAGCACUUUUUAAGUCUCUUUUUAUUUCUAAUGAAUCCAAUUUGUCUUUAUACUAUUUUAUAAAGUAUCUUUAUUCUAUUUUGUAGUCUACAAUAAAAUGAUUUACAUGG
Molecule: messenger RNA, 1999 nt
Organism: Carassius gibelio (silver crucian carp)
Lineage: Eukaryota; Metazoa; Chordata; Actinopteri; Cypriniformes; Cyprinidae
Exons: 7
Coding region: 1-954 (317 amino acids)
Source: RefSeq, a predicted model, not a curated record